Messenger RNA from Marmota flaviventris (yellow-bellied marmot), 3110 nucleotides. RefSeq names its product G protein-coupled estrogen receptor 1 (gene Gper1). The record is from RefSeq and is a predicted model, not a curated record. Gene Ontology annotation, molecular function: nuclear estrogen receptor activity; G protein-coupled receptor activity. Lineage: Eukaryota; Metazoa; Chordata; Mammalia; Rodentia; Sciuridae. Gene Ontology annotation, cellular component: membrane; Golgi apparatus. Gene Ontology annotation, biological process: cellular response to estradiol stimulus; G protein-coupled receptor signaling pathway; nuclear receptor-mediated steroid hormone signaling pathway.
AGACUGUGUACCUUAAAUUCCCAACAGGGCCGCCUGAGGAAAAGCCAGAGGAGGAAGCUGGCUCUCCAAAGCCAUGCCCAAGCUCUUCACCUCUGUCUGACCAGGCCUCUCUCCCUUCAGAUGUGGGGCCUCUGCCCAGGAUUCCUCUUUGUCAGCUCCACAGCCUCCUCAGCAAGGCCAGGCGGAGAGGGCGCUGGGGAACACCCCGUGACAUGCUUUCUGGCGCGUGUCCUGGCACAGCCCACUUCCAUGCGGCCCCUGAGUGAAGUUUUGGGUGCCAGUGGCCCCCCAACUCUGCAGUUAGGUCUUGGGUCACCUGGCAUCCAGAAUGGAGCAUCCACUGUCCCAGGUCACCCGGUUGUCGGUGCAGAUGGCGGAGACCCCGAUCUGGGUGGGGCUGAGGCUGGCCUGCAGCGCGGGCCGAGGGAAGCUCUGCUGGCUCCGGGCUCUGAGACUUUCUCCAUCUGGGUGGGGUUUUAGCUCCUAUUUAAAGUUAUGAACGUUGCUACUCUUUGGGAGGGAGUGUCCCUGAAGGGCCAGCGUGUCUAGGGGAAGGCCCUGGAAGCUCUGAACAGCACAGUGCAACGUCACUUCUCCUGUCUCCACACUGAGCUGCGUCUGACAUAGCUGUGGGUUUCUGUGCCUGACUGUUCUCAGUGAGCACAGAGCAACUGAAGGGAGAGCAAGACGGAGGGAGCCUCGCUCCUGAGGAGCUCCGGUUCACAUCCCCGAGGGGCGCCAGGAGCCUCGACCCAGCUCAGGGACAACCAUCUCCCCAAGACAACGAAACCUAGAGUUCUGGCCUCUCUCUACUGCUCUGUGACCUACGACAGCUCGGCCCUGUCCUGUCCUGUCUGCCUCUCCUUGGUGUCCAGAUGGUAAGUGUGUACGGCGUCUUCCAGCCAUGAGCCAGCUCCGCCGACCAGAGUGCCAAGCGCCCCACUAGCCACGAGCCAGCUUCUGCUGCAGACCAACUGCACCUGUGCAUUCAACUUUCUACAGCUGUCAAACCCAAAUGUCCGGCUCUCUGCAGAGAGAAUCACCUCUCUCUCUAAAGAUGGAGCCACCGCUGCAAACUGAUUUCUGUGACCCUUCUGGCAAAUGCUGAAGACAGCACAGUGGCAACAUGGAUGUGACCUCUCCAGCCCACACCUUUGGCAUGGAGAUUUACCCAGGUACCACACAGUUGGCAGACUCCAACAGCACCUCCCCAGAACUCAACCUGUCUCUUCCACUACAAGGCACUGCCCUGGUGAACCAGACGGGGGACCUCUCUGAGCACCAGCAGUAUGUCAUUGGCCUCUUUCUCUCCUGUCUUUACACUAUCUUCCUCUUUCCCAUUGGUUUUGUGGGGAACAUUCUGAUCCUGGUGGUGAACAUCAGUUUCCGUGAGAAGAUGACGAUCCCCGACCUGUACUUCAUCAACCUGGCGGCCGCAGACCUCAUCCUGGUGGCCGACUCCCUGAUCGAGGUAUUCAACCUGGACGAGCAGUACUAUGACAUUGCCGUGCUCUGCACCUUCAUGUCUCUCUUCCUGCAGAUCAACAUGUACAGCAGUGUCUUCUUCCUCACCUGGAUGAGCUUUGACAGGUACAUCGCACUGGCAAAAGCCAUGCGCUCCAGUCUCUUCCGAACAAAGCACCACGCCAGGCUGAGCUGCGGUCUCAUCUGGAUGGCCUCCGUCUCGGCCACCCUGGUGCCCUUCACAGCCGUCCACCUGCAGCACACAGAGGAGGUCUGCUUCUGCUUUGCAGACGUCAGGGAGGUGCAGUGGCUGGAGGUCACUCUGGGGUUCAUCAUUCCCUUUGCCAUCAUUGGGCUCUGCUACUCCCUCAUCAUCCGCGUCCUUGUCAAAGCCCACAAGCACCGAGGCCUGCGCCCCCGGAGGCAGAAAGCGCUCCGCAUGAUCUUCGCUGUGGUCCUGGUCUUCUUCAUCUGCUGGCUGCCGGAAAACGUCUUCAUCAGCGUCCACCUCCUGCAGCGCACCCAGCCGGGGGCUGCUCCCUGCAAACAGUCCUUCCGCCAUGCCUACCCCCUGACCGGCCACAUCGUCAACCUCGCAGCUUUCUCCAACAGCUGUCUGAACCCCCUCAUCUACAGUUUCCUUGGGGAGACCUUCAGGGACAAACUGAGGCUGUACGUGGAGCAGAAGACAAACCUGCCAGCUCUGAACCGCUUCUGCCACGCCGCCUUGAAGGCAGUCAUUCCGGACAGCACCGAGCAGUCGGAUGUCAAGUUCAGCAGUGCUGUGUGACAGGACUCCCCGGCAGGGACCCAGCUAUGGCGCUAGUCACAGGGACUGCACACACCCAGGGCAAGGUGGGCCGGAGGCACAGGUCAAGUCACGCUCCCAAACUUCAGUGCCUCACGAGGGUCGCCCCUUCUGGGUUGCUGGGGAACCUUGCUCCAGCCCUUCCUGAUUUCAUCCUGCUCACAGACUUGCACCCAUCCCAGUGCUCACGACCGCAGGUCAUGUGACUCUGACCUCCAAGGGCACCAGAACCAGCUUGUCACUCAGCUUUCUCUACCGUACUAUUUCCCCAGUGGAAAAUGAUUCUGCCAUUGACCAAAAGCCAAAAGGAGGGAGGCCUUCUGGGUGAAGCAUCUUAGUUACAGAUAAAUACGCAGCAUACCUGAAACCCGGGGGGGAAAGGAAGUCUGGAAACAGAAUCUGCUCAACAGACCUAAACUGGAUCUGAUGUCUGAGAUGUGCAACUCACUAUGCACAUGCAAACUAGUCCACCCUGAGUCGAAGGGGAAAGGAAAAAAGUGUCCUGCACACACCUGAGCAUCCUUCCUCUCUAGGAAUGCUGCACUCCUGCCCGCCCCCGGCUCCCGCUCCUAAUACCCGAGAGAGCUGCAUGGAGCUAGAAAGGGUCUCAUUUAAUGAAAUACCUGCUCGGAGAUGUGUUUAGACGUGCAUUUGUUUACAACAGACUUGGCAAUUAUGUGAAUGUGGGAUGAGACCACGAGAACUGCAUGCAGUUAAUGGGAUACACGGAGAAAUACUCUGGCGUGUGUGGUUGAAAAAUCUGCCUCUACAAAAUAAUAGUGGGAACAAUGAUGAUGGCAACUUUAGCAGUUCCCAAUAAAAUAUAUUUAAAAACAAA